AGGGUAGAAAUCUUGAAGGUAUAAGUGAGACAGGGUCCUCUUCGAACUUCACGGGGUAGUGAAUCGAAAAGGCGGGUAUGCAGAGAGGGACAGACUGAAGUAGGGCGAAGAGAAGAAGUUACCCUGUGCACGUACCUGGCUUGGAGUAUAUCACCUGCAUCUCUACACCUGAGCUCACGUCUCACCUCGAGGAACAGGAUGGCGUCCCUGGGCAGCCUCCUGUCUGAUGAGCAGUUCCAGUGCUCCAUCUGUCUGGACAUAUUCACUAACCCCUCAUCCACGCCCUGUGGACACACCUUCUGCAUGGGCUGCAUCAACCGCUACUGGGACGGAGCCAAGGUGUACGAGUGUCCUCUUUGUAAGAAGGCGUUCCAGAGGCGCCCCGAGCUCCAGGUCAACCGGACCCUGAGGGAGAUCACUGAGCAGUUCAAGUCCAUGUCCGUGCUGGGCUCGGGUGGGGCCGGGUACGGGGGGACCACGGUCAUGAGAGGGGGGAGGGGGGGCUGGGUCGUUGGAGACGAGGAUGGAGAAGAGGAAGGAGGAGCGGGGGGAGGAGAGGGACUCAUGCGUGAUGACCGGAAGAGGAGACCUAGAGCCUUGGGGAAGUUUGACUCUGACCCUCAAGACAUCGGAAUCCCUAUUCUGGUGUCCAUGUCCAGCUUGAACUCCCCGCUGGCAACAUCCAUGCCCACCGAGAUUCCCCUGCCCACCAUGUCCAAUAGCCACACCUCCUCCCAGCUGGCCCCGCCCGCCCCGUCCCGGGGCUCCGGUCGCAGGCGCUUCACCCUCAGUCUGGUGGGGGACACCCAGAGACUCCCAAUCUGCCAGACCCACGGCCGGGGGCUCACGGUGUACUGCAAGAGCGACGGAGGGGUCGUCUGCCCGGAGUGUCACACCCCUGGGGCUGAGCACCAUGGCCACGACACCGUCUCCUUGGAAACGGAAUGGAUGGAUACCAAGGCGAGGAUGGAUAUGUUACAGCAGCAGCUUCAGGCUAUGAUCACACAUAGAAUAAGGAAGAUGGAACAGAUAAAGACGUCAGUGACUGAACUGCAGAUGGCGAUGGAGCGAGAGACGGCGGGCAGUUUGUCUAUGUUCUCGGCGCUGGCGUCUGCGUUGGAGCAGGCGCAGGCAGAGGUGAUGGAGGCGAUGGAGGUCCAGCGGAGGGCGACUGAGCAUCAUGCAGAGAACAUGCUGCGUCAGCUGGAGCUGGAGGUGUCCGCCCUGAAGAGCAGGGAGCAAGACCUGUCCCAGCUCAGCCAAUCAGACGACCACGUACACUGCAUCCAGAGUUUUCCCGCCCUCUCCUGCCCUCCACCAACCAGAGAUUGGUUUGCGGUGUCCCUAAACUCUGACCAUGGAACGGGAGCCAUCUAUAAGAGGCUGGCCGCUCUUUUGGGGAAGUUCCAGGAGCAACUGAAUCAUUUUGCAGAUACCGGUAUUCAUCGAUCUGUGGUGGAACCCGGUCCUGUUCGAUCCCAGCCCAAGGUGAAGAGAGUACAGGAGUAUGCAGUGAACGUGACUCUGGACUCAAGCACCGCCCAUCCCAGGCUCGUCCUAUCAGACAACUUGAAGAAGGUGAAAUGUGGGGACCGCCUGCAGCCACUACCCGAUGGACCAGCGAGGUUUGACCGAGUGGUGUGUGUUCUGGGACGUGAGACCUUCUCCUCUGGAAGACACUACUGGGAGGUGUGUGUGGAAGUGGCCGGGAAGUCGGACUGGGAUCUGGGCGUGGCCAGUGAGUCUUGCAACAGGAAGGGGAAGAUUGAGGUCAACCCUAGCAACGGCUACUGGUUCCUCAGCUUAAGGGACAAGAAAAAGUGUACCUUCCGUAACGAGCCGUGCACAGACGUCCAGCUCACCCACACGCCCCACAAGAUCGGCAUCUUUCUGGACUACGAAAAGGGACAGGUCUCCUUCUACAACGUCAGCGCCAAGAUCCACAUCUACACCUUCACAGACAACUUCAAGGAGAAUCUCCACCCCUUCUUCAGCCCCUGCACCAACCGCUCCGGAAAGAACAACGAGCCGCUGGUCAUCACCGCGCUGCCAGCCUGCUCGCACACCAAAAUGUAGCAUUGGCUACGUUGGUCCACAGCGGGAGACGCAGUACUUUCACAAUAACGGUCAAAGAAUUGUGAGAUUUUUACUUAUUUUUUGGCCUAUUCCUUUCUAACACGCGACUUUCGGUCUGCAAAAAACUGACAUAUUCUCAGUGGAAAAUGCAAUAUUUUGAUAUAGAUUCAACGUUGAAAUUGUUUUUAUUGCUGCUAUGGACGCUGCUAUUGCUCAAAACAAAACAUGGCUGACAAUAAUUUGAUUAUCAGUGGAAAAUGUAAUGCUAGGAUUGUUUCGGCAUUAAAUUGUGUUCUGAUAAUGGUUGUAUGAUGUUUAGUUAAACAGUUUGUUGCGUUUUUCAUGCAUAUUUGGGGUUUUGAGGGACUAGAAUCGGGGUAGGCUGUAUUCUGUUUAAUUCUGUAUAUGUUCUUGUUUAUGACCUAUGGCCAUUAUUUAAUUUUUUGUAACAUACAUGCAUUUAUCCUGUAUUUAAUACAUGACAGUUGUAAAUAUAUGAACACCAUAUUCUGAAAAAGAAACGAAAAUAUUGAUUCUUGGAUUGGUGAUAAGAAUGGGACGCUGUGAUAAGGUAUGCCUACUACAUGUAUUUUUUGUUACGUUUAUUUGUUUAUAGUUUCGUGGACAGUCCCCCUUGAUUUGUAAAUAUCUUUGUGCAUUUGUUGUAAAUACAGAAAUAUAAUGCCAGGCAAUGUUUCAAUAUUGAUAAUAAAACGACCAUAAUAAAAUAACACUUAUCCACA
Molecule: messenger RNA, 2819 nt
Organism: Gadus macrocephalus (Pacific cod)
Lineage: Eukaryota; Metazoa; Chordata; Actinopteri; Gadiformes; Gadidae
Product: E3 ubiquitin-protein ligase TRIM7
Exons: 15
Coding region: 199-2076 (625 amino acids)
Molecular function (GO): zinc ion binding; protein binding
Source: RefSeq, a predicted model, not a curated record